Molecule: messenger RNA, 1474 nt
Organism: Prorocentrum cordatum
Lineage: Eukaryota; Dinophyceae; Prorocentrales; Prorocentraceae
Source: the annotation of a GenBank genome assembly
GAGGCGAUCGCGGCGACCACAGGGGUCGCAGCGACCGUAGCAGCAGGAGCCACCACCGCGGCCGUAGCGUACGCAGCAGCCAGAGUAUUGGCAGCCACGACGCUGGUAAUGUCAGUGGUGGCAGCAACCUUGAGGACGACACACAAACCGCCCCUUCAACGGCACCCUCAUUCGACGCACUAUCAUUCGAACUACAUGCUUCUGGCCCGUGCGUCUCCAGGCUCGCGAUUACAGCCGCCCGCGCCAGAUGCUUUUUGGUGUUUUCCCUUCGCCCCGCUUCUGCUCCCGCUUCAAUUCUUGCCGCUGCCCGCUGCUCCCUCCUCUCUUCUCCUUCCCUGCUCCCUCUUCCGCUCUUCCCCUCGUCCUAAGCGAUCGCCAUCCCGUUGUUCUCUGCGAGCCUGGGCAUUCAGUCUCCAGCGCUUUGGUAUGUCAUGGUUUCCUGUUGGUUUUGCACUUUCACCUCCCGUAGGAAUACCUUUCGUCCUCCCAGUGCCUUCCCACGAGCGCCACGCCUUCUCCAUCUCGCCUGACCACGGAAAGGCGUCGCUGCUCUUCCUCGUCGUCGUUGCCGUGAUGCUGGUUGAUAUUGCCUUUGCGGUGGACUCCGUGGCGUCCAAGAUCGCGUCGGUCAACGACGUGUUCCUGAAUUGCUCAUCGUCUGCGUUCGCAAUGCUGAGCCUCAGGUCUUUGUAUUUUGUUGUGGAGUCGCUGACCCGCACGUUUCAGAUGCUGAAGUACGGCGUCGCUGCCAUUCUCAUCCUGAUAGGGCUGAAGCUGAUCUUCGCCGGGGUGAUUCCAGUAUCCAACGAGGCCUGCUUCGCGGCGGUGCUGGGCAUACUGGUGGCCAGCGUCGCGUCCUCGUAUUGGGUGCCCCAGUUCCGAGGGAGCUGCGACCGCAUCAACCUCGGUGCGAUAGCGCCCAUCACUGAGGCGGACGACGAGGACGAGGACCAGGAGCUCUUCGACCGGAAGCCGGAGGAGGCAGACGUUGACUCGCCCGGAGCGGGCGACGACGGCGAGCGCGUCAUGGCUGGCAGGCCGCAGAGCUUCGGCGGCCACGGGGCGCUCUAGGUUGUGCGCGGCGAGUGUCUGUUCGUGGUCUCCGCCCCGAACGUGCUCGCGGUGCCUGUUCGUGCCCAGCGCCCGAGAGGCCUGGUGCGGUGGGCUGCCAGGUGCGCCGCGGCACGAGUGUCGUGUGACCCUGGCCACCGCUCGUGUAGGCUGCGGCUUGGGUGAGGUCCGGAGCGAGAGGAGGUGGUGUUCCGGCGAAAAGGCGCAGGCCGCGGGACCUUGUCGUUCACUUCCUUCCCCCACCCCCCGCGCUUGGUGUGGAAGCCGCAGGGCGAUACCACUCGCGUUGCCCGAGUCAGGCGCUCGCUCGAGCAGGCCUGAGUAGAUCUCGGUCGCAAGUGGGGGCGCGACGAUCACCGCGCGUCGCGCCUCGCGCGUCGAGAGGCGCGAAGUUAGGCGGCCC